Molecule: messenger RNA, 9716 nt
Organism: Rattus norvegicus (Norway rat)
Lineage: Eukaryota; Metazoa; Chordata; Mammalia; Rodentia; Muridae
Source: RefSeq, a predicted model, not a curated record
UUUCCUCUAUGUAGCCCUGGCUGUCCUGGAAAUAGAUCUGUGGACCAGGCUGGCCUUGAACUUAGAGAUCUGCCUGCCUCUGCCUCCUGAGCGCUGGGAUCAAAGGUGUACACCACCGCCAGCCCAGCUCUGUCACUCUAUCGUCAUCCCUCUAUACUCACACGGCACUUGCUCUAAGAACCCCUCAGUUUGCUCCAUUACCACUGGUUUUAAGCAUGGCACUGCAUGGUAAUUGUUUUACUGUAACUGGGGUGUAUUCAGCUCCCCGAGUCUAAGUGACCAUCAGUUUGGGAACAUUUCCUUCAUGAUUCCUUCACACAUACUUUCUGACUCCCAUCUCUUUCGGGGACCUUAAUCACAAGCAUACUGGACUGGUCAGGUUGUGGGUACUGGUGGUUCAUUUCUUCACGGUCCUUUCUGUGUUGGAGAGUUUAUAUCACUUCUGUAUUCACUAGGAUUUUCUUCCGUGAUGCUUACUCUGCUCUUGAGUCCAUUCAGUAUAAUUUACCCUGGCCCCUGUUUUUAACUUCUUUUUUCUUCAGUGGAAGCUAUAGUCCUCAGUGAAUGUUCCCACUGUUUUCUGGACACUGAGUAGUUUCGUUUUUCACAUAAGACAAUUCCUCCUGGCAAUUUAACUGGUAGGUGAGAUGCUUCUGGAUAGGUGUCAUAGCAAAUUUGCAAUGACGUGUAUUAUAAUACUGGCUUCUACUCAUUUCAGAUCUAUUUGUCUUGUCUUCUCAUUCCCACAUCAGAUUCCCCAAGGUCAAGAACCUGCCAUAUCUUAUUUAUCUAUGUGCUUCCCACCGCAGACAACACAUGUGUACUUUUAACUAUUACACAACCAGUGAAAACCCCCCUUGGUGGGAUUAUCGAACAAUGCCCAUAGGUUAGAGUUCAUGUUAAGUAUCAGGGCCACACACUCAAAGGCCACCAGCAACAGCAGGGCUUACUCACACACUAACUGCACUGGCAGGGUAGGAAAGCUGCCACUACCAGCCUGGUUGUUGUCUGAGAAGUUUUCUCUCUUUAUCCACUAGACUGGUUAGUGUCUCUUUAGGGAAAUAUAUGUUUGUUUGUUUUUUUCAGAGCUGGGGACCGAACCCAGGGCCUUGCGCUUGCUAGGCAAGCGCUCUACCACUGAGCUAAAUCCUCAGCCCCGGAAGUAUAUGUUUUAAAGGAACAUAGAUACAUUAAACCUCCAGAACCCAAUGAGUAAAGGCACAUGCCACCAAGCCCAAAGACAUUAGUUUGAUCCCAUAUGAUGGAAGUUGAGGACACAGAGAACUAUUUCUUCCUGGUGUCCUCUGACCCCUGCCAUGCAUCCUCCUAAAGGUAAAUACAUUCUUCAGUCUUUCAUGUGAUUUCAUUUUCUCCCUUUAGCUGUAAUAAUAUGAUAUCCAAAUUUUGUCUUAACUGGAGGGUCUGAAACACGGGUCUAUCCAUUCCACUUACAGGCAAGGCAAAUGCUGUUGCUUGAAGUGGUCCCGCCAUGGAUCCUCUGGUCAUCCAACACAAGUCCCCCCCCCCCCUCUCUCUCUCACACACACACACACACACACACACACACACACACACACACACACACCUUGUCUGCCUUUAUCUUCACUGUAUUGUGUGUGGGGCCACUUCACUGACUUUCAUCCCCGGCUUUAACUUUUCCAUGACCACCAUGAUUUUCCCAUGAUUUUUCACAUAGGAUGUGUCUGACAUUUGCUGAGUUGUCACCACUGACACUGUUGUUCCCAGAGGCUGCACCUCCUUUCCCUCCUUUUCCAGAACCACUUUUCCCCUUCAGUGGCAUUUCUUAAGUUUGUGGUUGAGGGCUGGAGAGAUGGCUCAGUAGUUAAGAGCACUGACUGCUCUUCCAGAGGUCCUAAGUUCAAAUCCCAGCAACCACAUGGUGGCUCACAACCAUCUGUAAUGGGAUCUGGUGCCCUCUUCUGGUGUGUCUGAAGACAGCUACAGUGUACUCCUAUAUAAUAAUAAAUAAAUCUUUGGGGCUGGGGAUUUAGCUCAGUGGUAGAGCGCUUACCUAGGAAGCGCAAGGCCCUGGGUUUGGUCCCCAGCUCCGAAAAAAAGAACCAAAAAAAAAAAAAAUAAAUCUUUAAAAAAAAAAGUUUGUGGUUGAACUCUCCAAGAUAUGUACAUUUUAAAAACAAAACCUUUGUGAGCCACAGUGCUCCUCUGUAAUAGGAACACUGACCCUAUAUGUAAAAGUAUAUUUAAACAGAAACAUCACACCAUUUUAUUCUUCUUUUUCUACCAAUGGAAUGUUAUUUAAUUCUAUUCUGUAGAAAUAAGAUGUUCAAAUUACUCCAAUCUGCUUUCGUACCUAGUGGCAUCCAGAACAACAGAAAAAAAAAAUGCACUGAGAUUGUAGUCGUUCUGCCAGAUAUGUCCCCAUCCAAUAAUAAACAUAUCUGCAGAUCUGUUCCUGGUGUUGAGGAUGCUGCUGAAGGGAGAGCACUGAGUACCCCGUGUAGCAACUGUUUAAAUCACGAGUGUGACCUGAGGGGAACCAUGGUUCGUGCAGCAGUUCACUGUUGAGCACAUCACAAGUCCCAGGUAUUUCCCUAGGCACCGAGGAACAGGUCCGAACAAAACAAAUUAGAGUGGGGAUGUAGCUCGGCGCUGUUGCUGAGCAUGCCCAGUCUCCAGCACCACAUGAACAAUAGCUCCUAUGGAGCUAUCUGAGGUGUGGGAGGAGUGGGGUUGCUCUGAGUGGGCCUAACAGAGGAGGGGAAGUAUGCCAGGAAACAGGGCAAAGGGACAGAGAGACGGGGCAGUCUGUGGUAAAGCCGUUGCAUGUUACUUGGAAAUACGGAGUUAUAAGAAGGCUUAAGGAGAGGAGAGACAUUGAGGCAGUAGCUAUUGUCAACUUCAGUUCUGGCAAAGGAGAUGGAAGUUGAACACGUUGGUGCUAGACUAAAUGACGUUAUGUUCUUUAUGGACAGCGACAGAAAUCUGAAGAUCUUGGGCAGAGGACCACUGUCCACCAAUCUUAAAGGAUGCCACUUUCUAAUACAUUGUCCCACCCACUACUCCAUCGAAAUAAAAGAGGGCCAUGUGAUGGAGGUCCCAAAGAACCUUAUGGAGUCUGAAGUGUGUGUGCGCGAGGAUUGGGGGUUGUGCAUGGAUCAGUUGCACACUGGCCAGUCUUGUGUGGGACUUGGCGGUUCAAAACUAAAAACGGUAGUUGGAAGAAGUAAUGAAGAGGGAUGGCUGUUUAGCAUGGGCCAGAAAUCCGAAGCCGAAGGAGGAAGACGAAAGAACCUGUUGGGAUGGCGCCGAGAUGCGGAGUGACGAACCUGGUGACGCGGAGGGUCGUCUGUGAAGGCGCCGGAGCCGAGGCUCGCGAUUGGGCGAGGGGAAGUUGCCUGUGUCGGUUGUCAAGGUAGCAGUUCGGAGGGACGCCAAGGCCUCCUCCAGGCCACCGCGCAUCCCUUGCUGAGCCCUUGCUGAGCCCUUGCUGACGUGUCGCUAGCUGCAGCCCGCCUCCUGGGCGCCUCCCCCGGCACCGCCCGCUCCUGCCCCGCCCCCGGCACCGCCCGCCGGCGGCCUCCGCGUCACCGGCGCCCGCGGUGGCCACAACAUGGCUGCGGCGCCGGGGCUGCUAUUCUGGCUGUUCCUGCUCGGGGCGCUCUGGUGGGUCCCGGGCCAGCCGGACCUCAGCCCCGGACGGCGUUUCUCGGACCUCAAAGUGUGCGGGGACGCAGAGUGCAGCAUGUUAAUGUACCGUGGUAAAGCUCUUGAAGACUUCACGGGCCCAGAUUGUCGUUUUGUGAAUUUUAAGAAAGGUGACGAUGUAUAUGUCUACUACAAACUGGCAGGGGGAUCCCCUGAAGUUUGGGCUGGAAGUGUCAGACAGAGUUUUGGAUAUUUUCCAAAAGAUCUGAUCAAAGUCCUUCAUAAAUACACAGAGGAAGAGCUGCGCGUCCCGGCAGACGAGACAGAUUUUGUCUGCUUUGAAGGAGGAAGAGACGAUUUUAACAGUUAUAAUAUAGAAGAGCUUUUAGGAUUUUUGGAACUGGAGGACUCUGUACCUGAAAAGUUGGAGAAAGCUGCAGAAGUUUCUCAGCACAGAGAGAAAUCUCCUGAAGGGUCUCGGGAGCAUGAACUUGACCUUGCAUCUGAGCCCGAGGUGGUCAGAGUUGAUUCAGAGGAUGGAGAAGGUGCUUUCUCAGAGAGCACUGAGGAACUGCAGGGACAGCCCUCAGCUCAGGAGAGCCACCCCCAUCCCGACACUGCAGCGGCUAAUGCUCAGGGAGUGCAGUCUUCAUUGGACACUUUUGAAGAUAAAUUAAAAGUGCCAGGAACUGAAAACAGAACUGGCAAUAGUUCCCCUGCCUCAGUGGAGCAGGAGAAGACAGAUGCUUACCAAGUCCUGAGAACAGAAAUGAGUAUUGACCUGAAAACCAAGUUUGGCUCAACUGCUGAUGCCCUUGUGUCUGAUGAUGAGGCAACCAGACUGGUCACUUCAUUGGAGGACGGCUUCGAUGAAGAACUGGACGCUGAGUAUUAUCUAAUGGAUGAUGAAGAGGAGCACACAGACAGCUCUGACGAGCUACCAUUACUCACUUUUGUGGACAACGAUGAGAAAGCCCCUGGCGAGCCCACAAUGGAGAAAUAUUUAACAGAUAAAGAUCCGAACUUGAAUGAGGAGGAUAAAGUUGAACCCUCUCUGGCUCCUGGCAUCAGAAAUGACAAUAAAGAUGUAUUGACCACCUGGGGGGAUACUUUCUUUUCCAUUGUCACAGGAGGUGAAGGAAAAUCAGGUGUGGUGGAUUUAGAGAGAUCUCUCCAGGAGGAGGACCUGUUAGCUUCAUCUAGCCAUCAGAGGAAGCCACGGCCAACACCUGGCUAUCCAGCCCGUGAUGACGAAGGUGGUGAUCUUCUUGUAGAAGAGCCCAAAACAAGUGAUGUAAAGGACUCAGAAACAGACCCAGAACUUGUCAAUACAGGAGAAGGAAAGGACGUACAGGAAUCCAGGGGAGGCCUGGCACAUCCUGAGUCAGAGGAUGCCAAAUCAGAAACGGCGAGUGCUUAUCGUCCUCAGAAUAGCAAGCUCAACCCUUUGCCAGCUGCUGCAAAGGGCAAAGACUUUACACUGAAAGCUGUCUUUGAAAAAAAAGAAAAUGGCCUAAAGGAACCAGUUAUCCAUAUCUCCAAGGAAACAGUCCAUGAAGACAAGACCAGAGAGAUGAAGGGAGACGGCUUGGAGAGUGAAUUAGUACACAGAGCUGCCAGGAGUUCAGAGGUGGAAAAUAACAAGCACCAACCCUUGGGUGUUGCACCACUCGUGGGGAAUAAUAAGCCUGAUGCAUCCAAAGACAGUACAGAGGUCCCAGACACUUCUGUCAGUGGAUCAAAAGCAGGCCAACAGGAGGGAUUUCGAGAACCAGGUCUUAAAACUCAGAAUCAACCUAGAUUCUCCCCUCCAGAGGAAACUGGUCUCUCAAGAGAACUGGGGGGGAAAGUUCCUAUUUCGGGAAGAAAUCUUUCUCGGCAGCAAGAGCGAGACGUAGCUGCUGUAGUCAGUAAGCAUGCAGAUGAGAAGACAGGAUUUCCAGAGGAGGAGGGCAGGGAAGACCUAACAGAUGCAGAGCCACCCAAGGUCACACAAAGGACGCAGGAGGCUGAGAGCCCGGAAGUUCUGAGUGUCCAACCUGUUAAGCCAGAAGUGGAGGAGGAGGAGGAGGAGGAGGAGGAGGAGGAGGAGGACCACGAUCCCCAUGAGGUACUGCUGGAGGAUGAAAAUGCUGUGAGUGCACAGCAGUCUAGAGAAAAUCACCCCAGCACUCACGGCAGAAGGCCAGAUAUGAAUUCUCAAGUUUUUGAAAAAGUAAUUUUGGGGACCCUUAAUCUUAACACUGAAAAAAACAAACACCCAGCUAAUGUGAUUUUGGAUACGGGAAAAAAGAGUGAAACCACAUCUGAAGAGGCAGGUGAUAUGGGCAAGGAGUCAGGUAGUGUGGUGGUGGACAGAGAAGAAAGCCAUGUGGCAGAUGUGAGAGCCCAGGGGCCCUCUCAGGUCCACAGCCUUCCAGACAAGAAAGCAGCUCAGACUCCAGGCUCCAAGGAAGCUGUUCUGAGGGAAAAUCCUAGUGAUUUACAAAAAGACAACCCGGAGGGGCCACGCAAUACCUUGGGACUUGAAGACCCUGGGGGAGAAGAAAUCUCAGGAGGGGAACUGGAAGAUACCAAGAAGCUUGGAGACUCAGAAAGUCAGGGGCCUGAUGCUGAAGACCUUGGGGAUGACCCGUCCCAGCGAGCUACACCCGAAAUUCCUGACAUAGUGCUCAAGAGUAUAAGGGAAGACAUGCCUAUCAUAAACAGUUUCUUCAAGGACGACCAACAGUCCCUGUAUCGUUUCCUGAAGUACUUCGAUGUUCGUGAGCUGGAGGGCUUGCUCCAAGACAUGUCAAUAAAGCUGAGAUCAGCACAUCGGGACAGCCUGCCUUACAACGUGGAGAAAGUCCUAGAUAAAGUCUUCCGUGCCUCCGAGUCACUAAUUCUGAGUGUGGCGGAGAAAAUGCUUGAUACACCAGUGUCCAAAAUUAGGGACCUGGACGCAAAAGAGAACAGUCCGUUGGAAGAAGCUGAGGUGUUGGAUGACAUACAAGACCUGAUCUAUUUUGUCAGGUAUCAAUACUCUGGAGUGGAGACUGCCCCAUUAGCCACACCUCCACCUCCGGAGGAAGGCUGGGCUGGACCAGGAGAAGAGAUGCAGCCAGCCCAGCAAGACAGAUUACCACAAGAAAACACAGGAGACAUCAGUGUGCAGGUUUCGGAGGACCGUAAUCUCUUAGAUCAACCAGUGACCAGCGUGCAGCUUCCAGAGGAGCCCGAUCUCUUGGAUCAACCUGUGACCAGCGUGCAGCUGCCAGAGGACACCGAUGUCUUGAAUCAACCCAUGACUGAGUACCCAAGUGCCUCCGAGAUAUCACAGAAGCCAAGUACCGAGAAAGAAAUAGAUCUAGGUUUUGUACCCGAAGGUGGUCCUGUCGGGGCUGAUGAUAUAGAAAAGCAACAAGAGAGAACUGCAGAGCGGCCAGCAGAUGCCCCGCCUCUGGAAAGUACAUCUGGUUCCCUGUACUCCUUCAUCCUCUACUUAAGUAAGAUGCUAGUUGCCACGCUGCCUGACAGUGUUCAGCCCGGGCCUGACUUCUAUGGACUACCGUGGCAGCCUGUGGUCGUCACUGCAGUUCUGGGAGUUGUUUCCUUUGCGAUUUUCUCCUGGAGAACUAUUCUUGUUGUAAAGAGUAGAAUAUAUCAAGUUACUGAGAAACAAAUUUCUGAAAAGUUGGAGAACAUCAAGAAAGAAAAUGCAGAACUUAUGCAAAAAUUGUCAAGUUAUGAGCAAAAGAUCAAGGAGUCAAAGAAAUAUGUUCAAGAAACCAAGAAACAAAAUCUGAUUCUCUCUGAUGAAGCUAUUAAGUACAAGGAUAAAAUCAAGGUACUUGAAGAAACUAAUGUAAGUUUGGGUGACAAAGCCAAAAGCCUUCGUCUUCAGUUAGAGUCUGAGAGAGAGCAGAACGUCAAGAACCAGGACUUGAUACUGGAAAACAAGAAGUCCAUUGAGAAGUUGAAGGAUGUCAUUUCGAUGAAUGCGUCAGAACUUUCAGAGGUUCAAGUUGCCCUUAAUGAAGCCAAGCUCAGUGAAGAGAAUGUAAAGUCUGAAUGCCAUCGGGUUCAAGAAGAAAAUGCCAGGCUUAAGAAGAAGAAAGAGCAGUUGCAGCAGCAGAUUGAAGAGUGGAGCAGAUCACAUGCUGAGCUCACUGAACAGAUCAGGUCGUUUGAGACGUCCCAGAAAGACUUGGAAGUGGCUCUUACUCACAAGGACGACAACAUCAGUGCUCUGACUAAUUGCAUCACACAGUUGAAUCGGUUAGAAUGUGAACUUGAAUCUGAGGAUGCAGAUAAAGGAGGAAAUGAGUCAGAUGAGCUGGCCAAUGGAGAAAUGGGAGGUGACCGGAGCAAGAAGAUAAAAGACAGAAUAAAGCAGAUGAUGGACGUCUCUCGGACACAAACUGCAGUCUCGAUAGUUGAAGAGGAUCUAAAACUUUUACAACUUAAGCUAAGAGCAUCGAUGUCCACUAAAUGUAACCUGGAAGACCAAAUCAAGAAAUUGGAAGAUGACCGCAGCUCGCUGCAGACUGCUAAAGCUGGGUUGGAAGACGAGUGCAAAACUCUGAGGCAGAAAGUGGAGAUCCUGAAUGAGCUCUACCAGCAGAAGGAGAUGGCACUGCAGAAGAAACUGAGUCAAGAAGAGUAUGAACGGCAAGACAGAGAGCAGAAACUAACGGCAGCCGAUGAAAAGGUGGUUCUGGCUGCAGAGGAAGUGAAAACUUACAAGCGGCGAAUUGAAGAAAUGGAAGAAGAAUUACAGAAAACAGAGCGCUCAUUCAAAAACCAGAUUGCUGCCCAUGAGAAGAAAGCUCAUGAUAACUGGCUUAAAGCUCGCGCUGCAGAGAGAGCCAUGGCAGAGGAGAAGAGAGAAGCUGCUAACUUACGGCACAAAUUACUGGAAAUGACUCAAAAGAUGGCGAUGAGACAAGAUGAACCUGUGAUCGUAAAACCAAUGCCAGGAAGACCAAACACACAGAACCCUCCUCGGCGAGGGUCACUGGACAGGCAUUUACCUCGUCCUCGAUGGCCAUCAGAGGCCUCUGGGAAACACUCUGCUUCUGACCCAGGUCCACCUCCUGUGGUGAAUAGCAGCUCCAGGAGCUCUUCUCCCGCUAAGGCCAUGGAUGAGGGCAAGGUUAACAUGGCUCCCAAAGGGCCGCCUCCAUUUCCAGGGGUGCCUCUCAUGGGAGGCCCAGUGCCACCACCUAUACGAUAUGGACCACCUCCUCAGCUAUGUGGGCCUUUUGGGCCUCGCCCACUUCCUCCACCAUUUGUUCCAGGCAUGCGUCCACCACUAGGUGUAAGAGAAUAUGCACCAGGUGUUCUGCCUGGGAAACGGGACCUGCCUGUUGACCCUCGGGAAUUUGUACCAGGACAUACACCAUUUAGACCUCCAGGUUCACUUGGUCCAAGAGAGUUCUUUAUUCCUGGUACCCGAUUACCACCUCCGUCCCACGGUCCUCAGGAUUAUCCACCACCACCACCUGCUUUAAGAGACUCACUGCCUUCAGGCCCAAGAGAGGAAGCCCAACCUGCCUCUCCAAGCAGUGUCCAGGACCGCUCACAGGCUUCAAAACCCACCCCCUAACUUUGACCUGUUGCUGAGUCAGAGAGGAAGUGGACAUUACUCAUUACAGCAAAGGGUUUCAUUGGCAUCAAAACCUAAAAGUUUGUUUUACAAAGAUUGUUUUUAGUACUAAGCUGCCUUGGCAGUUUGCAUUUUUGAGCCAAACAAAAAUAUAUUAUUUUCCCUUCUAAGUAAAGAUCACCUCUUAAGCUAGAACAUCCUCCCAACUUUGAAAUGUGCAAUAAAGAAUACCUGUGUUUAGUUCAUGUAGCAUAUGUAAUGAUUGCUAAAUGAUUUAGAAAUAUCAUAAAGUAUGAACAUUUCCUGUGGAAAUGCUUUAAGAACACGUAUUUCCAUGGCCUUGGUUUAGUGUAUGCCAGCUGAUUCAGAGCAAGGUGUUUACAGCUCCACGUGUGUCUCAAAGACUGUUACGCUACAAGACGUUUACUCAAGGAUCACAAACUGUCCCCUGUUGCUAAAGUUCUUUGUAGUAAUAGUUCAUAAACUUGGUUUAUUAAUA